GCGCCCUUCGCACUUUUUCGCACAUACUAGAUAGGGACAGCACCUGGUCCCGUAAUUAUGCAACCGCCAACUCCUCUUUCUCCGACAGAGACGCUUGUCGAAAGCCCCGCUGCGAGCAAGGAUGUCGACGCUAAGCCAGAGCUGUCUACGUCACGCAAGCUCGUGUUGCUCUCAAUCUUCUGUUUGGCUCAGUUUAUCGACUCCUUCAAUAACUCGGCGUUAUUCUCGGCGAUCCCUGCUCUUGAGACACAGCUCGGCAUCACGGAGAGCCAGUCCACAUGGGUCAUGAGUGCUUUCCAGUUGACUUUUGCGUCCUUUCUUUUGAUUAGCGGUCGUAUUUCCGAUGUAUAUCCUCCAAAACAUGCGUUCGUCGCUGGCAUCGCUGGGGAAGGUCUUCUUUCAAUUAUCGCUGGUUUUGUCAACGUGAAAAUCCCCCUCAUCAUUCUUCGCGCGUUGAUUGGGAUAUCUGCCGCGUUGACUAUCCCAUCUGCCUUGACUCUGCUCGUGAACGUCUUCCCCGAGCCUCACGAGCAAGCACGCGCCAUCGGCAUCUUCGGUGGCUGUGGAGGCGUGGCGAACGUGCUGGGCCUCAUCAUCGGCGCGUUCUUUGUUGAAUAUGCAUCGUGGCACUGGGUUUUCUGGUUUGUCGCUAUAGUCGCGAUUCCUGUCGCAGUCGUGGGAGGCAUUAUCAUCCCGCCGCAAGAACCAAAAGCGGAGGGUCUGGACCAGUCCGCCAAGUGGAAGAGUCUCGAUCUCAUCGGCGUGUCGGCUCUUACAACUGCCAUCGUCUUAUUCAUCUACGCCGUCACAUCCGGCUCUACCGAUGGAUUUGCAAAUGCUGGCGUGCUCGUACCGCUUAUUGUUGCCAUCCUGCUCACGAUCGCGUUCUUUCUUUGGGAGAGACGAAUUCCUCCCGAAAAGGCAGCAAUUCCGCCGCGCACGUGGUUUUACAAGAAUUUCUCUGUCCUCUUUGGCGCAUCUUUACUGCCAUUCUUCUGGUGGAGUACCAUCUUCACAAUGUUCAUGACUCUUUGGCAGGACGUAUUUGAUUGGUCGGUCAUCUCCUGCGCUAUACACAUGUUUCCCAUUGGUGUCCUGGCAUUCGCCAUGAGCUUUACUGGACCCCUCGCCAAGAGAAUCAGCCCCAAGUGGAUCAUCAUGACUGGCCUUGGUAUGCUCAUCAUCGCUACAGCGCUCCUUGCUAUCGGGGGCGGGAAAGAAGAGCUCUAUUGGUCGUAUGUCUUCCCUGCAUUCAUUCUGGGUAGCGGUGGCGCGCAGCUCAGCUAUUCGCACACAAACAUUGCAAUCUUCCGCGUCGCUCCGUCUUCAAUGGCAGGUACUGUGGGUGCAAUGUUCAACGGCGCACUUCAAUUCGGAGCAGCUGUCGGUCUCGCGGCGGUCACCUCGAUAGAGGCGGCGGUUGAGGAAAAGCAAGGUGGACCGCAGGAGUAUCACGGUCGCGCGGCAUCGUUGUGGUUCCUUACGGCGCUCGUUUGCGUCGAGUUCCUUUCGCUUUUGACGUUUUACCGCACCGAUGCCGAGAAAUCAGGGCCUUCAGAGUGUGACGUUGAAAAGUCCGUCGAGGGCAAGACCAGUUCCGAAGGCGAAGUGACCGAGCAAGAAAAGCAAGACUACGGCGGCGAUUACUUUUCAUCCAAAAAGGUUCAGGUUGAUUCUCAAGAGUCUGUUUGAGAUCUCAUUCUUCUUUUUUUCGUCUCAUGAUCACGAUUUUGGCAUUGCACACUAGAUUAUAGAUUCAUGGGCUCGAACGAUAUUAGAUGUGCAGGUUACGAUUUUUCAUGGACAUUAACGCACGUCGCGACUAGAUGUACCCAUUUUCUUUUUCUCUGCGUUCUUCUUCUUCUCUCAAUGGGCUGUAGCUACCACAUAGAUGUUAGAUGACAUAGAUCGUUAGACAUGUACUUAGAAUUUCGCUCGUCUUCUCUUUUGUUAUUCUGUUCAUAGCUAGAGUUGUGUAUCCGUAUGUACGUUUGUUGUAUGCUUAUGCUGAGUUUACCC
Messenger RNA from Coniophora puteana RWD-64-598 SS2, 2019 nucleotides. Its product is annotated as MFS general substrate transporter. Gene Ontology annotation, cellular component: membrane. The record is from RefSeq and is a predicted model, not a curated record. NCBI's taxonomy places the organism in Eukaryota, Fungi, Basidiomycota, Agaricomycetes, Boletales, Coniophoraceae. Gene Ontology annotation, molecular function: transmembrane transporter activity. The transcript has 9 exons. Gene Ontology annotation, biological process: transmembrane transport. The coding region runs from base 58 to 1692 and encodes 544 amino acids.